Molecule: messenger RNA, 5167 nt
Organism: Eleginops maclovinus (Patagonian blennie)
Lineage: Eukaryota; Metazoa; Chordata; Actinopteri; Perciformes; Eleginopidae
Exons: 10
Coding region: 304-2967 (887 amino acids)
Molecular function (GO): dynein complex binding; cytoskeletal adaptor activity
Source: RefSeq, a predicted model, not a curated record
ACCACUGAGGGACUCUCAUAGGAAUGAACGGAGUCCCUCCUCCAGUUGUCUUUAUACAUCCAUGCCUGAAACCAGAGAGCCGGUGGGAGGAAGAGAAGCGGCUGUUGUAUCCCUGGCUACUAUCGGUUUUAGCAACCGUUACCGCUGUCAUUUCCCCUAGGAAGUAAACAGGGGACGUUUAUUCUCAACUGACGUGCUCCAUCUUUGAAGGAAACCCAGAGGUGUGGAGUAAUGAGAGUGGGGGAGAGAAGGAGGCAGGACUCCCAGUAGAACAUUGGCAGACAAGUUGAAGGCCAAGCAAAGAUGCUGGAGGCGGAUGCAGACCCAGCAGGUGCAGCAGUAGAGAGAGGGGAAGCCGAGAUGGGGAGCGGAGACUACACGUCUGAGGUGAUGCGGCUGAAUCUGGAGCUCCAGGAGGCCACGGAGGAGAAGCUCCAGGCAGCGCGCUAUGGCCUGGUGGUGCUGGAGGAAAAUUCUGCUCUGAAGAUGAAACAAAGGCAGCUGGAAGAGGAGCACGAAGCCCUCAAAGGGGAGCUGCAGCAGCUCAGAGAGGCAUUUGCAGAUUCUGUGAACAGCCAGAAGCGUGCCGCUGCUGAUGGAGAAUGUCGGGAGGAGAACUUGAUGCAGGAGACGGCCACUAUGGAGGCCGCCUUGACAACUCGCAUGGAUGAAGUCCAGGCAGAGCUCAAACAAGCACGCCUUGCUCUGAGCAAUGCUCAUGCAGAGAUCGAUAGACUGGGGGUGGUCUCCACCCAGCUAAAGAAGGAGUGUGAGUGUCUGGACGCCGAAAAAGGUCAUCAGAGGGACGAGAUGAAGGAAUACAAAGUACGUGAGCACCGCCAGUUGCAGGACAAUAGCGAGCUAGAAGAAGAGAACAUCUCUCUGCAAAAACAGGUGUCCGUGCUCAAGGAGAACCAGGUGGAGUUCGAAUCGAUAAAGCUUGAGAUGACCCAGAAGAACGAGGAGCAAGAGGAGCUGCGAGCUCAGAUGGAGGAGGCAGAGCGGCUGAGGGAGAUCUCAGAGAGGCAGCUGGAUGAGGCCUUGGAAGCCCUGAAGGAGGAGAGGGAGCAGAAGAACUGUCUGCGGCGGGAGCUCUCCGCCCUGUCCCUCAACCCCUUUGAUUCUGUGGGGAACCUGGAGCUCCACCUUGAUCAGCUGGAUGACAGCCAGGAGGAGGGCCAGGGCGGAGAGGGGGGAGGCGAGGGAGAGGAUCAGGACAGCGGCAUUAACAAUGGUCCUGGUUCUGCUCCCAAUUCUGCUCACCCUCCUCACUCGGGGGGCUCCAAAAGUAACGGCCAUAUCCGGCGCUACUCCACUCCUCGCAACAGCGACGUGUUCCUGCGCGCUCCGGCCUCGGGGCUGGUGUCCGACCUGCUGAGUGAGCUACACUUUUCAGACAGUCAGAAACUGAAGCAGCAACUCCUGCAGGCAGAACGAGACAAGUCCAAUCUGGCCAGCAAGGUGGAGGAGCUGCAGCUGCAGCUGGUGAUGUCCAAACAGGCUCUCAGUCAGCAAGCGGACAAAGUGGGAUCUCUCACUCAGCAGCUGGAGGAGGUGCAAAGCAGCCAGCGGCCCAAGGGGGAGGACGGCGGUGAAGAGGAGAAAGAAAACGGAGACGAUGCAGUGUUUGAUUAUGAGGUGGACACCAAGAGCAAGGAGGUGCUGGAGGCCCGCAUGCGCUCAGCCAGCGAGGACCUCCUGAAGCUGCGAGAUGAACUGUCUCUGGCGGAAACGCGCUACAACACCCUGGAGAAUCGAUACAAGCAGGAGAAGGACCGCUGGAGGGCCGAGGCCCAGGACCUCGCCGACAAGAUCCGCCAGUGCAUCAAGUCCAGCAAGCAGGACCAGGACCGCAUCAGUGAGCUGGAGAAGGAGAUCGGAGCCACGCGGAAAGUGGCCAUCGAUUCAGAGGGGCACCUGAGCGUCGCCCAGGAAGAGCUGCUGGCUUUCUCCGAGGAGCUGUCCAACCUCUACCACCACAUCUGCGUGUGCAACAACCUGACACCCAAACGAGUCACGCUGGAUUACUACCGGGAGGCACGGAGAGCUCACUACAUCUACCCCCCGCACGGCACCCAGAAGAAGCCGCGAGCGAACGACAUGUUCAACUCCAAAGCCUCAGCGCUGCAGUUCAUGGGGGAGGUGGACAGCGCGGGAACCAGCACAGAGUCUCCCACAUGUCCUGGAUCCCCCACCUUGGAUUUCAGGGACCCUUCAAAUGUCUGCAACUUGGUAGCGGUCAUCCGUUGCCAGAUCAAACACCUCCGGGUGGCAGUGGACCUGUGUCGUCAGAGGGGCGCGAUGCCGUACUCUGGGUUCAGCGACAGCGGGGAGUCGGAGCGGGACGCUGAGAGCCUCAUGGAGGAAGUACUGAAGCUAAAGUCUCUCCUCAGCACCAAGAGAGAGCAGAUCGCGACCCUCAGGACCGUCCUGAAGGCCAACAAACAGACUGCAGAGUUGGCCCUGUCCAAUCUGAAAACGAAGUACGAGACGGAGAAGAGCAUGGUGUCAGAGACCAUGAUGAAACUGCGCAACGAGCUCAAAGCCUUGAAAGAGGACGCUGCCACCUUCUCUUCUCUGCGAGUCAUGUUUGCCAGUCGGUGUGACCAGUACGUCACCCAGCUGGAUGAGAUGCAGAGGCAGCUGGCGGCGGCCGAGGACGAGAAGAGGACCCUGAACUCCCUGCUGCGUAUGGCCAUUCAGCAGAAGCUGGCUCUCACUCAGCGUCUGGAGGACCUGGAGGCCCCUCUGUCUCCUCACAGCCUCAACAGCAGUCCCCGUCGCUCCCGGGCCAAAGAGCUGGCCACCAAGUCGGGUCGGGCGCCACGAAGCCCCAAAAGCAGUCCUGCUCGCCCCCCGCUGAGGAGCAGCCCCCGGGCUAGCCCUGUUCUCGGCAGCAGCGUUUCUGCCCUGGCCACGCACCACCUGCGAGGAUUAACCAGGAGCCUCCACACCAGCCCUCGCUGAAACACUCCUCCCAUUACUCCAACCCCCCUCUUCUCCAUAAGGACCUCUUCUUCAUGUCGAUCCCCGGCUCCCUCCUCCUUUCCUGACUCGAGACAUCCUGUCCAUCCCAGAUAUGAUGCAACAUUCCCCAGUCCACCCACCACAACCAUGGAUUUAAGUUACAAAAAAAAAAAAGUCUCUCAUCUGCACUCUUGGUUUCCUCCUCUGCUCGGAGCGGAGAAACCUGCAUGCAGCCUGCAGAAGGAUGAAGAGUGCCGCUCAUUGUGACGUCAUUGACUGUGUCUUGUUUCAAGUGGAUCCAUCCCCCAUCUGGUCUUGUUUAGGGCUGUUGUGUGUCGUGGUGAACCAUUGACAGUAUUUAUUCCAGAGACUGUUCCUGUGCAGUACUCACUGUCCCGUAGCCCUUGAUUCAUUUCAAGGCUGUUCGUCUUUACACUCUUGCCUUUAGUCUGGCGUUCCUGUCCAGGCCCUUCCGCCGUCCUUUAGUGUGUGUAAGCCAGUAGAUCCUCGGUGGUAACUCCCAGGUAGUGGUUUUUGUAGAACAAUGCAGCCUUAUUAAAAUACUUGCUCUCCCAUAAGUAGUUGCUAUCAUCUUAAGGUGGCUCCCCUUCUCUUGUGGUGCAGUUACAUCCCCUAAUAAUCCUUUUAAACUCUUUGACUUUUGCCCAUGAGCCACACCCUUUAACUAGAGGUCAGUAAACAUGCUUUUUCACUGAUGGAACUAUAACAGCCAUAAGAUCCCCUACUGAGGUCAAACGGAGAAAUCAGUUACAUGAUUUGGGAGAUCUCUAACGCACGUCUCACUUUGCACAUUAUGCAGACCAAGUGAGGACAGUGCCUGGGUAUUUCCUGCCUCAUAUAUACUGCUGUUAGCAUCACUUACAAUAAGUCAUCUGGUUGUGUUUAGUGACACAUUUGCAAGCAUCCCAUUGGCUGUAGCUUCCUGCUUGUUGGGCCAUGCACAUUUCUCUUGGUUGCAUAAUCAUAGUUCCCAUUUUCUCACUCCUUUGAACAACCAAGCAACAAUACUCAUGUUUUUGUAUUCCAUCGUUUAAUGUCACCAUGCUUUGUCCGCUACCAAAGUAAGCAUGUUUUAACGCGCUAACAUCAUCCACAACAUAGCUAGUGUUCACCCCCUGUGGCUGCAGUUUGCUCAUAGUGCUAGCAGGCUGCUGUUAAGAGUUGCUGCUAGUAGAAGAACUAAAUAUUAAUACUAUCCCAUAACGUAUGAGGUCAAAGAAAGAAUAAUACAUGCAUUUAUCAAACCAAAAUAUGUCAAAAAGAGAACAUUACAUCGCUUUCCACAAGCAAGAGGUCUGAAGAGCAAAGAAAAGACGUGAACAGAAAACAUUUAAAGCUCUUCUUUCUGACGAUAUCCCAAAACAGGUUGCAAAUAGAGUAGAUUGUUCCAGAGCUGUGACUUGAGGACCGCAGCACACACGUUAACACCGGUACUGUAACAACAUCUGUCUCAUUGAAUGCAGUUUAAAUGGGAUUGAGACUAAUCAUGAUCCUGAAGAACAAAUUUGAAAACAGCUGUUGAACGCAAAAUCAUCAUUUUCUUUUCAGCACAACUGUCCUGUGGUUUAGCAGACGAGGCCACACCCUGCUGAUUGGUUUUAUUUUCUUAGUGCCUUGGUUUUGAUCUUGUCUGUUGUUUCAGACUUCAUCACAUUUUCUAAAUAGAGGCUACUAUUCAACACUGUAGUUGUGAUUUUGUUUGAAGGAUUGUAAUUUACUUUUGAGGAAACUCAUUAAGCAGUGUUAGCACUGAAAGUGAUAUCUCAUUUUGUUGAAAUACUUUCACUUUUUAGCACUCCUAUGAACUUGUUAGUAUUAACUAGUGAUGGCGGUAAAAUGAAGAACAUAAUGUAUGAAGAACAUUAUGGAUAUCGGGUUGUUUUAAAAAGUGGGAAUCUUUUAACAUUUUGUCCUAUUUCUUCGAAGGUUGUAAAUGGAUUUCUUGAUCUAUUUAAUUCACUCUGUGCAGUUGUGUGUAUAAUUUAAUUACCGUUGUUGUAUAAUAUUUUAAGCUGUAUUUAUGUGGUCUGCGUUCUGUGUAAAUUGUUCUGAAGGGACGACAUGCACACACUCCCCAUAACACAUUUCAUGGUCCUCUACCGUUUAUGUGAAUGCAAUUUCCUUUCCUUGACCUGUGAACCACUUUUGUCAUGAAGAAUAAAAACAAGCCAACACUGUA